GGAGGCUUCCCUAGGGAGUUCAAGUCCAGUUGGCUCUUUAUCAUCAGAGGACCAUGACUUUGAUCCAACAGCAGAAAUGUUAGUUCAUGAGUAUGAUGAUGAGAGGACUUUGGAGGAGGAAGAGUCUCUGGAUGGAGGAAGGAAUUUCAGCUCUGAGAUUGCAGAUCUGGAAAAGGAGGGAAAUAUGCCUUUGGAAGAAUUAUUGGCCAUCUAUCGCUAUGAGGCCUCAGCAGGCUCCAGUAUAGACAGCUCCUCUGGAGAUCUUACUGAUGAGCUGCCUGACAUGACUUUGGACAAGGAGGAAAUAGCUAAAGACCUGCUGUCUGGAGACUAUGAGGAGGAGACCCAGUCCUCAGCUGAUGAUCUUACCCCUUCAGUCACCUCCCAUGAAGCCACAGAUUUCUUUCCAAGAACACUUCGAUCCAACGCCAUCUCCGAUGGCGAUAAAGAGUCAGAGUGUGAUGAAGAUGGCCCAAGCCCAGAGGACUCUAGAAAGGAAAUAAUGGUGGGAACACAGUACCAAGCAGAGGUUCCUUCUUGCCUCUGUCACUACAAAGAUGGGGAGAAAGUGUAUGAAGAUGAAGAUGAGUUAUUAUGGAGCCCAGGUACAUUGCCAGAAAACAAGGUGAGGAGUUUUCUGUCAGAAGUAUUGUCACGGACCACGGAUGAAAAGACAGGAUGUGACAAACCAGGGAUGCAUGUUCGAGACAAUGAGCAGGCUUUGCAUGAGCUUGUCAAGUGCAACUACAACACCCGUGAAGCACUAGAGAGAUACUGCAGCCACGUAAAGUCUUCAAAAGAAAAAUCACCUCCGUGGUCAGAAGAAGAAUGCAAGAACUUUGAACAUGCACUACAGAUGUAUGACAAAAACUUUCACCUCAUACAGAAACACAAAGUCACAACACGAACGGUAGCAGAAUGUGUGGCAUUUUAUUAUAUGUGGAAGAAGUCAGAGCGCUUUGACUUCUUUGUGCAGCAGAAUCGGUUUGGGAAGAAAAAAUACAGCAGCUAUCCUGGUGUAACUGACCUGAUGGACAGGCUGGUGGAUGAGGCAGAGGGACUGGCAGUGGACAGUUCCUCCUCUGUGUGUUCAGGAGCAGGUGGAGGAGGAAGGAUGGAGACUACUACAGACCAACAGCUCAGCCUCCUCAACUCCAUCACUGCCAGUGACCUCACAGCUUUGAGUAACAGUGUAGCCACAGUGUGCAGCCCCGCAGAGGUUAGUUGCCUCGACUCCUACAGCUUUCCUCCACUGGAAAGCCUCCAUCGUGGGUCCCUAAACCAUGACGAAUCGCUUGGGUUCCCUUCCAAUGGUGCAGACCCCGACUGCCUCAACAUGCUCGACGCGGGCUUCUACCACUCUGACCUGGGCCAGCUAGGAGGAGUGUGUGUCAACAAGGACUGCGAGCGGCCCUCCAAGAGACUCAAGAUGGCACUGCCUGACUCCUUUAUCAAUGAUGUGUCUGUGGGUAACCUUGGAGUGGACUUCGAAGCACGAAGGACAACAACACACCACCACCGAAUUACUGGCGCCAAAAUGGCAGUGUCUGUCACAGACUUUGGGAGCUUGGCUGGCAGUGGCGAGCCCAAUGGAUUUCUGGGAGCACAUGCACGGCACCACACACAGCACACUGCAGCACUUCAGUCAGAGUGAUCUUCGUCUUCUUCCCUUGUUCUUCCCUUUUGAAAUCCCUUAUCCCACUUGUACAUAAGACUGACCUCAC
This is a messenger RNA of Seriola dumerili (greater amberjack), 1724 nucleotides long. It is a transcript of the gene mier3b, whose product is annotated as MIER family member 3. The record is from RefSeq and is a predicted model, not a curated record. NCBI's taxonomy places the organism in Eukaryota, Metazoa, Chordata, Actinopteri, Carangiformes, Carangidae. Gene Ontology annotation, cellular component: nucleoplasm. Bases 77 to 1654 code for a protein of 525 amino acids. The transcript has 13 exons. Gene Ontology annotation, biological process: negative regulation of transcription by RNA polymerase II. Gene Ontology annotation, molecular function: histone deacetylase binding; transcription corepressor activity.